AUGGCCAAUCUGCCAGUUGUCCGCCUGACACAGAGUCAUGUCGGAGUUGAAACCCUCGGCCCCUUGAAUGUUGUCCCACGGCGCACAAGAGGAGGUCAAGCAAACACCUGGUCAAAGACUUACACCGACAACACCACGGCGCGGGAAGGAAACAACGCCAUUGUCACCUGGCAAAUGCCUCUGUGUAAAGAUUGGUUCUCUGUCAAAACCCCUGCUGGUGAAGAACUUCUGCUUGUCAAGUCUACUGACGUCUACAACUCGGGUAGCAACUGGUCGAGAGUGAAGAUCCCAGGCGUUACCAGAUCGUCUGCUAGCGUGGUGGUGAGGUUUACACUAAACAAUGUUACAACUGCUGAUGCUGGCAAGUUCUACUGUACGAGGGUCAGUGACGGGAGUACAAUCUCUGACUGCAAACACGUCCUGGUUGUCUUAUACCGACCAAUCCUUAUCGGCAUAACGGUGAAUGGAAAAAGAAAUGUUACUGUGCAUGAACAUGAGACUGUGAGUUUCCAGUGUGACGUACACGGCACACCACCACCAUCCAUACAUGUUCAGCAGAAGGAAACCAACAGCAUACAUGACGUGGUCAUCAAGGACAUCAACUGUACUCACACUGGGACGUAUGUGUGUGUAGCCAGAAAUGCACUCGGUGGAACCAUAGGGAAGGAAACUGUCACCAUCAACAAUGUUAUAUCACAACCAAGAAGGUGUGAUUCCUCCGACAAAUAUGUUGCAAUGAGCUACGACAGUCAAAGUGUUUUGGGGACAUUUCUUGUCUGCAGUUACCCGAAACCAGAGAAUCAUAUAAUGGAAUACUUGGACAAAGGCGUCAAUGUCAUAGAUAUGUCGGACAGCCCCCGACACAAACUAUCCAGGGACGAGGGUGAACCUUUCUAUACGUUCAAGUUUUCCAUCUCAAGAAUGCAAACGAGGGACCUUGGAACCUAUAAACUCUCUGUCGUCAAUGAGAAAGGAACACUGGAGCUUUUUGUUCAACUUUUUGACCAAGGUACAACUAUGACCAACACAAUCAUCGCCAUCACGAGCUCCGUUACAAUUUUUAUUGCUGCAGUCUUCAUCACUGUGGCUAUUGUGGCAUUCGGACGACUGAAAAAAUCCCAUGAAAGAAGGGCUGUCUCCUCCUACCUCUCCCCUAUACGAGAUGCAUUAGCGUCAGCAGGAAAAGUAUGGUAUGACGGUUACCAUGUCUACGCGGAUAUAGAUGACUCUGAGGUACAAGGCAACCUUCCUGGUCCAAGACGAGCUUCCAAUUCCAGUAGUUCUGAUGAUGAUUAUGAAGAGGUGGGCCAAGCCAUCAUUGCCCUUCAUCCCCAACCAGGGAACCAACAACCAGCAAGUGUGACAUCGGCAACACCACACUACCUGACUGCUACAGAGGACAAAACCAGUCCUCAACCCUCAUCUAGCAAGAAGCCAGAUACUCCGGGUGCAACAUCAACAACACCAUACUACCUGACUGCUACAGAAGACAAAACCAGUCCUCAACCCUCAUCUAGCAAGAAGCCAGAUACUCCGGGUGCAACAUCAGCAACACCAUACUACCUGACUGCUACAGAAGACAAAACAAGUUCUCAACUCUCAUCUAGCAUGACGCCAGAUACUCCGGGUGCAACAUCAGCAACACCAUACUACCUGACUGCUACAGAAGCCAAAACCAGUCUUCAACCCUCAUCUAGCAAGACGCCAGAUACUCCGGGUGCAACAUCAGCGACACCAUACUACCUGACUGCUACAGAAGCCGAAACCAGUCCUCAACCCUCAUCUAGCAAGAAGCCAGAUACUCCGGGUGCAACAUCAGCAACACCAUACUACCUGACCGCUACAGGAGACAAAACAAGUCCUCAAAACUCAUCUAGCCAGACCCCAGAUAGUGCGAGUGCAACAUCAGCAACACCAUACUACCUGACCGCUACAGAAGCCAAAACCAGUCCUCAACCCUCAUCUAGCAAGAAGCCAGAUACUCCGGGUGCAACAUCAGCAACACCAUACUACCUGACUGCUACAGAAGACAAAACCAGUCCUCAACUCUCAUCUAGCAUGACGCCAGAUACUGCGAGUGCAACAUCAGCAACACCAUACUACCUGACAACUACAGAAGACAAAACAAGUCCUCAAAACUCAUCUAGCAAGACCCCAGAUAGUGCGAGUGCAGCGUCAGCAACACCAUACUAUUUGACUGCUACAUCAUCUAGUGAGAAGCCAUAUACUGCGAGUGCAACUUCAACAACACGACAUCACCUUACUGAUACAGGAGAUGAAUGCAGUCCCCAACCAUCACUUGCCGAGGAGCCAGAUACUCCGACGGCAUCGUCAACGCCACACUACCUGGCUGAUGCAGGAGACGAAUCCAGUCCCCAUCCAUCCUCUUAUGAGAAGCCAGAUACUCCGACGGGAACGUCAGCAGGACCAUACUACCUGACUGAUACAGAAGACGAAUAG
Molecule: messenger RNA, 2460 nt
Organism: Haliotis rufescens (red abalone)
Lineage: Eukaryota; Metazoa; Mollusca; Gastropoda; Lepetellida; Haliotidae
Product: mucin-21-like
Exons: 7
Coding region: 1-2460 (819 amino acids)
Biological process (GO): dendrite self-avoidance; homophilic cell-cell adhesion; axon guidance
Cellular component (GO): axon; plasma membrane
Molecular function (GO): cell-cell adhesion mediator activity
Source: RefSeq, a predicted model, not a curated record